Messenger RNA from Polistes canadensis, 3548 nucleotides. It is a transcript of the gene Cnb, whose product is annotated as centrobin. Gene Ontology annotation, cellular component: centriole; centrosome. The coding region runs from base 301 to 3417 and encodes 1038 amino acids. Gene Ontology annotation, biological process: centriole replication; centrosome separation; mitotic cytokinetic process. The transcript is spliced from 8 exons. NCBI's taxonomy places the organism in Eukaryota, Metazoa, Arthropoda, Insecta, Hymenoptera, Vespidae. The record is from RefSeq and is a predicted model, not a curated record.
UUUCUUUUUCUCUUUCUGUUGUAUAUAUUUUACUCCAAAUAAUCCAAAACUGUCAAUAUAUAUUUUAAUCCAUAAUAAUGAGUGUAGAAAAAAGUUUAAGAAAAUUACUAGUGAAAUAACGGUGAUUAAUAGUGAAUUAAGGGAGUUAUUAAUAUAUUUGAUCAAAAUAAUUCAAAUAUUUAUCUAUAGAAUAUAAUACAUCAAUUGAUAAAUUAAUAAUAUGGAAGGUAUGUGAACUUUUUGACGGUGUAUGGAACUUCAGCGUGGUUAUUAAUUACUGCUGAUGGAAGAAAGAGGAUAAUGAGUGAUUCGGAUGAUACAGAUGUCCUACUCCUGAUCCCACCUGAUCUCUUCCUUGUACCAUCCUCCUCUGAUUCCGACAUUAGUAGACAGAGUUAUGAAAAAUUAGAUCGCUCUUGUGGAAGAAGAGGAGUUAUAUCGGAACUAGUUGGUCAUAUGCAAUCUUUAGAAAGUAGAAUAUCUGCUAUUGAGUCUAAAGAUAACAGUUUGGAUAUAUCCUUAUUGGAAAAUUCUCUGGAUUUUCAAACUCAAGACAACGGACACUUGUAUCGUAAGCAAUCAAUCAGAAGCAACUUUUCUGUAAGUCAACCGUCCAGUUUGCAGACUAGUCCUGUGAAACCUCGCAAGUCCCUCUCAGUUCCUUCUACACCAACUAGGUAUGUAUCAUCCAAUCGUACUAACUCAAAGCAGAAUGAUGUGAGAUCGAGUCAUUAUACUCUGGAAACUAAUAAUACUAACCCUGUUAAUACUAACGCAUGUGAUCAUGAAAAGCAUGAAGGUUUAGAAUCUCAUACGGAUUCUCUCUUGGUACCAUCUGUUUUUUAUCAUUUUGGGAUCCCGCAUGUUGUUGCUGGUACUUCGGUAACAAGGGAAUCGUAUUCUGUUUCAAAUGAUAAUCACGGUGCAAAUAAUAUGUACAGUAAAGCUUGCGAUAAAUCAUAUUUAGUACCAUCUACCUUGCUUAAUACAGUAGGACAGCAUAAAGUGGAUUGUAAAAAGAUAAUAAACAUGGAGAUUUCCGAAGUGGAUGAACUUAUUCAAGAAAUGGAAGCUACCGAUUUGGAGUUAUCUAAAAGAAUAAAUGGUGCUACUUCAUAUCAAUGUAAUCCGAAGAAGGUGGAGUCAUUUCUUCAAAAACAAGCUAGUCAAGGCAUCAACGAAAUUGAAUCUAUUUCCAAAAAUCAAGAAAUUCAUGCUUAUACUGAUUUAUCAUUAACUACCCGUCCAAGUAGUUUAUUUCAAUUAGAUGAAACCGAUAAAUUAAUAUCUAAUUUUAAACAAUGGGAAGAAAGAGUUCGUCAAACUGUUGCUGAUAAGAGUCAUAAUGUUCAGAAUAUGGAAGAUAAAACUACUAAUAAUAUAGAACAAUUACAUAGUAAAAAAAGUUCUGAUUUUACCUUAUCUAUGCCAGAGUCAAAUCAAAUUAAAUUCAAGAAAAGCGAGAUAGGUAGUAGUAAUACAAAGGAAGUACAAAAGAAUAUAACAAACAUCUUAGAAAGUUCCGAAGGACUACAUAGUGGUAGUGGGCAGAAUAAACAUACAGUAGUUCCUGAAGUUACAGAAACUAGAUCUGAACUUUUAACAAAUAUUUGUACAAAACCACUUUAUUCUAGUAGCUUGCAAGAUAUAGUCAAAGACACAGAAUCUUCCUUAAGGCCACAAAAAUUAUUAUCUUUGUCAGACUUUUGGGAUACUAAUACUAACAAAUCGCAAGGAGAAAUGAUUAGAAUUAAAUUAGAAGAAGAAAAAUUUCGAAGAGAACAUUGCGAAAUAUUAAUUCAGGAACUUCAAAAACGUUUAUUGGAACAUCAAGAAAAACUCGCGGUUGCCGUUAGAGUAGAUUACGAAAAAGAUAUAUUAAUUUCACAAUUUAAUAAUGCAUGGUCGAAAUUAAAGCAACGCGUUAAGUUAUUAGAAAAAGAACACGAAGAUUUAGAAAAAAAUCUUACGAAUAUCAACGAGAAACAUCAAUCCGAGAUAAACGAAUAUCAAUCACAAAUAAAACGUUUCGAGAACGAAUUGUCUAAAGCAUUAGACCUCGCGGCUGGUUAUAAAGAAAAAAGUGAUAGUUUGAUGAAAGAAAAAAUCGACAUGUUAAAAUUACAUGCUGAUGAAAUAGAAAAUUCUAAGACUUUAAUUCAAGCUGCAGAAAAUAGAAAUCAACAAAUAAAACUAGAAUACAAUAAAUUAAUAGAAACCAAUCAACAAAGUGAAGAAAGUUUAAGGAAUGUUCAACAGGAAUUGAAUAGAGAACGUUUACGAAGUAACGAAGUUAAAAAUGAAAUGAGCGUAAUACAUAAAGCAUUAGAUACUUGUGAAGCAGAAUUAACAGUACUUAAACAAGAAAAAGAAAAUUUACAACUUAAGAUAAAAGAAGAAAUUAAUAGAAAUAAUAUUUUAGAACAGAAAAACAUAUUUUUGCUUAAUUCUUUGGAUGAUGCGAAAAAAGGCGAAAGAUUGGCAAAGGAGGAAAAGAAAGCUUUAGAGGAACAACAGAUUAAAUUGAGCAGCGAGUUACAAGAGGUAUAUCAAAAGAAACUCGACGAAGUCGUCAAAUCUAAGUUGCAGGAGUUUCAAACACAAUUAGAUUCGGCGGAAUUAGAAUUCGUUGAGGAAUUGAAAUCAAGGCAACAAGUUAUAGCCGAAUGCGCGGCAAGCAAAAUCAAAGAAAUUAUUAAUAAGCAUCAAUUAGAAAUAAAUUUAUUAGAAGAAAAGCACAAAGAAGAAAAACGGUUGUGUGAGUUGCAAUUGGCCCAAGCUACGCAAAAGUCAUCAUUAUUAGAAAUGCAUUUGAAUUCGCAACGUACUAAUAAAUCACAAUUGGCGGAACAAUUGCAUUCGGUAAUGCAAAAACAAUGGCAACAGGCGUUACAUAUUAUAUCAGGUGGUAAUAUCGAGAAUCUGUCUCCGUUAGAAAGAAUAACGGCGGAGAAAUUUUUUGAAAGCAAAAUGCCGAGUGAAACAAUGUCAAAUUGUCAAAUCAAACUUUCGCAGGAACCGUCGAUGAUACCGGCAACGACGUCGUCGUCGUCCUCUAGAAUGCAAACUUUUCAGAAUGAACAUAAUCGUAACGAAAAUUUAAUCGAUACUCCAUUAUCAAAUAAAAUGGAUUCGAAAGAAGAUCUUCGUAAAUAUAUCAAACUCAUCGCCGAAAUGCAAGAACCUAAACAAGAGUAUAGUUUUUUUGAACAUACUAUGUCCUGUUCUCCUACAGUUUACAGAGAAGUACCACGAAAGCACUAUACUAAAAAAGAAUUAAGUAUUACGAACGAAGAUAGUACUUUAUUGCAAGCUACCUCGGAGAGCUCGGCGCACGAUUGCAGCGAAUAUAUAUCUGUACCUCAAAAGUUCAGCAGUAAAACUGAUCAACAAAGAAAUAAACCACCGUGGAAAUGAUAUUCGAUUCACAACCAUGUAAAUGAUAAUUCGGGUAUAGAUGAAGUUGAUAUUGUACGAGAAUAUCGUUUCGGUGCAGUACAAUUAUCUAGAGAUAAUUAUAAAAAUUGAGAUAUUAAUUAUUUUAUUUA